ACGGAGUUCACCGUCCCAGUGGGUUUCGUAGCCAAUUUUAAUUUCUACAGUAGUCGACAUUACAUAAAUCAGGGUAUUUUCAUCGUCGGCAAUAACCAACAAAUACAUACCAUCGUUUCAGAUGAUUGCCUGAAAUAAUCCACAGCCAACCGAUUACCCCUGGUACUUGAAGAGUUCAGUCUGGAACUUUGGAAAAAAUUCUUGACAAAAAAGAACUGAUAACAUCACCAAAAGCGAUUUGAAAAUGAGGGUCGUAGCUUUGAUCAGCGGUGGAAAAGACUCCUGCUUCAAUAUGAUGCAGUGCAUAGCUGCUGGCCACGACAUCGUUGCUUUAGCUAACUUAUAUCCAAUCGAAAAAGAUGAAUUAGAUUCUUUCAUGUUCCAAACGGUUGGUCACCAAGGAGUAGAGUAUCUAGGUGAAGCUAUCGGUUUACCUCUGUACCGUGAACCAACAUUUGGAAAGUCAAAAAUGUUGGAAAAGAAUUAUUCACCUACGGAUGACGACGAGGUUGAAGACUUGUACAGAUUGCUGGUCAAAGUGAAGGAGCGGGAAAAUAUAGAAGCAGUUGCCUCUGGUGCAAUUCUGAGUGACUAUCAACGCAUUCGCGUCGAAAAUGUGUGCAGCCGCUUAGGCCUUGUUUCGUUAUGCUAUUUGUGGCGAAGAAGUCAGGAAGAUUUACUGAAGGAGAUGAUCGAGUGUUCCGUUAAUGCAGUUUUCAUAAAAGUAGCUGCGUUAGGCUUAGAACCCCGGCACUUGGGAAAGUCCAUUGCAGAAAUGCAAUCGCAUCUUGCAAAAAUGAAAGAAAAAUAUGGUGUCAACAUAUGUGGCGAGGGUGGGGAGUACGAGACUUUUACCCUAGACUGUCCAUUGUUUAUCAAAAGCAUUAUAAUAGACGAGUAUGAAAGUGUUGUUCACUCUAACGAUGACAUAGCGCCUGUCGGAUACCUGAAUUUUAAAAAGAUCCAUUUACAAAAUAAGAAUAAUGGUAUAGAGGCAUUAUCAUUGCAAGAGAGGUUACAGUUGGUAUCCAUAAAGUGCCCAUCUGACUACAUUGAUGAAAUAGUCAGACCAGAGUUACAAGAUGGCUGUAAUUUAUCGGAUGACGAAAAUGAAGAAUCUGAAAGUGAUAACAAAUGCUUAAAGACAUCAAACUCUGGUCAAUUCAACCCACCAAGUCCGAUGGAAAUUAUGUACGAUGAUGAAGAUUAUCCAGACGUACCUGUUUCAAAUAGAAAUCAAACUGGCUGGUUCUGGUUUGGAGGAGUUGUUGGAAAAAAUCCUGAUCCAAAACUUGCCACGGAGGAAGCCUUGGACAAAUUAAGCAAUCUAGUCGAAACGGAAAAGCUUAAGAUUUCAGAUAUUGUUGCAGUAACAUUGUAUAUAAAAGAUAUGUCGAACUAUUUAUUAAUAAACGAAGUCUACAUCUCGAGGUUGAGUAACGUCAACCCACCGGUACGCGUGUGCAUUGAGUGCCCAUUAAACGUACCUAUCGUCUUAGAUGCUUUAGCAUAUAAAGAAAUUCCACAAAUAGGAGACAACAAAGUUCACAAAAGGCACACGAUGCAUGUACAGAGUAUAAGUAAUUGGGCACCUGCUAAUAUUGGACCAUACUCCCAAGCUAUUCGAGUCGGAGAUAUUAUUUCUGUUGCUGGUCAAAUACCUUUAGUUCCUGGGAGCAUGACGAUGUUGGAUUUAAAUAUCAAAAGACAAUGUCGGUUAACAUUGAGGCAUAUCAACCGAAUUGUUAAAGCAAUGGAUGCCAAUACACAGCUCAGAGAUAUUGUACAGGGUAUUUGUUUUUCGACACAUCCUAGUUAUAUUCCUGACGCACGCAAAGAAUGGGAAAAACGAACUAAUAAUGCAAUUGUAGAUUACGUUGUUGUACCAAACUUGCCACGAGGUGCUAAAGUCGAAUGGUGUGUUUGGGCACAUCGGGACAAUAACCGUUUCGAAUAUGAAGAAACUGGAAAAUGUGUUGGUGAUUUUAAAGUUGCCAUAAGGCGACGAUGGAAUUAUGAGAAUAACGUAUCUGCUAUUGUAUGUUACCUGUCGACUGGAUCUUCAAAUUCAAUGGGAAACCUGGCGGUAGACACGAAUCUGAGUUUUGCUGAACUUAAUGCAGCCGAACUUACAGAAGCUUUCGAAUAUCUUCUAUGUAAGUUGACAAAAGGUUCACAAACUGUAAAUCCUACUUGUAACUUAAGAAUAUUUUAUAAAGUGGGUAGCUCACCAGGACCAAAUUUUAUUCAAAGCGUUCUGUCAAGUUUUGAAAGCCGAAAUAUAGUUACCACCAUAAUCCCAACGACUCAUCUUCAUAAUUACAGCACUUUUUUAUCAAUUUGCGGUAUCAGGCAUGAAUAAUAGUUUUGUUGCUUAACAACUUGGUCAAUUAUUUAUAUAAAUUUUGAAACGCUUGAUAAUCUACGGAUUAUUACAGAAAGCCAAUGCCCAAACGGAUGUAUUUUUCUUUUUCUUCUUUUUUUUUUUUUUUUUUGAUUCACAAGUAGAAGUUUCUGAAUAGAAAUAGUUUUUCAUUUUUUAUAAUGCUCGAGUACAAAUUUUCUGGAAUUAGUUAGUUACCUGUAACUGUAUAAUACUGUAGCUUAGACUCACCCCAGUCUGAAUGAAAAUCAAAAUUCACCUAAUAUUACGUAGAAUUUAUUCUGAUAAUUUCCAAUUUUUCUUAUGGAAAACUUCUUUUUAAGGUUUACUGUUUUUUUUCUGAAUACAAGUAGAUUUUAGAUUGGAAGAUUUCAUCUUAAGAAUUGUUUUCUGAAUAUCCUUUCAAAGUCAAAUUGGCAUAUAAGUAGGAUGUCAGAUCUUGUUUAGUUGUAUUCAGUCGCAAAGACCUAGACUUAUAUUGAAAAAAUUGCGGUAUUUAUACAUGUAACAGCAGCAUUUUCUAGAUUAUGUUUUUAUGAAUGCAUUUUUGCUCAAACUAUAGAGAUUUGAAAUGAACAAUUUAUAAAUCAAUUCUUAUCAGGAGCAUUGGCUAUCUACUUAAUUUAACAUUUUUACUGUAUAGUUGAUAUUACCGUGAAACGCUAUUUCUCUCAUGAGCCAGUUGAUUGGUGAUGAGCAAAGUUUUCUAAUUAAUUAUUCCUAACGAAGAAAAAACUCUUCCACGCAGAGGGGGCUAAACUAUUGGUUAUUAUGAAUUAUUGUAUGAUACCCUAUCUAAUCUCAUGAAUUUUACUUAAAAUUAGAAUUAAAGGAAAAGAAUGCGUUUGGAUAUUUCUGUUACCCUAUAAUAUAUUCGUUAAUAUUCAAUGAAUAGUGUUUAAUUUCGUUAAUAAUGAUAUAUAUACUACAAUCAUAAGAUACGUUUAAAGUAAUGUCACAAUUAAACUGUCACAUUGAAUGAAAAUAAAAAUGCAUCUUACUUCUCAGUAAAACGGAUGCGAUCUCUGUUAUGUGUUUCCACAUUUUUCCAGAAUACUCUAGAAAUGCAAUAUUCUUGUACAGUUGAAAAAGAAAUAAUGUCAGGAUACAGUUUUUCUCAUUUCAACAAUCCAAAAACCUAUCACAGUUGCUAACUGAAAUGAUUAAAUACAGUAAAAAUAAGGUUGCUUUGAUCAUAAAAUAUUGAUAAAUAUUACUUGAUCUAUUUUCUAUAUAAAAAAAUAACACUAUUCUUAUUAAAAUUAAUCCUAGAUUAUGUUAGCGAUGGAAAGACUGAAUAUUUCACAAUGGGCUCGUGAUGCUCAAAAGUAUCCCACAUCAGAGUCACUUUUUCAACAGAUUAACUCUUAAUUUAAUUAAGAAGCCCUACGUCAAAAAUGCGGAUUUAUUAUAGGGUUUCAGACAAUUGUUUUUCUGGCGUAUUUCGAAGAUUUCAUUUACCUCGAUACUUGCAAGAAAUUGAUCUCAAUUCAAUUUAAUAAUACGUUUUUUUUCCCCUCUGUGUGGUGUUUGCUGAUUGUCGAUCACAAUCUGUAAACUCUUAAAUUAUCUAAAACUCGCCUUAAGUUU
Molecule: messenger RNA, 3973 nt
Organism: Diprion similis
Lineage: Eukaryota; Metazoa; Arthropoda; Insecta; Hymenoptera; Diprionidae
Product: diphthine--ammonia ligase
Exons: 15
Coding region: 245-2362 (705 amino acids)
Biological process (GO): protein histidyl modification to diphthamide
Molecular function (GO): diphthine-ammonia ligase activity
Source: RefSeq, a predicted model, not a curated record